ACGAUUUGAAAGCUCGCGCGUGCGCAGUGCCGUGGGGUGGGAGCGGGCGCGCGAACCCAGUGCGCACGCUCGUGGAGACACCCGCGGCCCGUCGUGGUGUGCACCCGUACCGCGCCGUACGUCGCACGCCAGUGGGUAUUGCCGCCAGACUGCCGCCAGACUGUCGCCGGACUCCCUGUUGUAAAUGGUGGAGGGCUCGUUGUCAUCGUCCCUUCGGUAACAUCAGCAGGCCAAAAUGUAUAAGGUUCAGGUGGUGUUUAAUUCCCUGACCCCGCUGGCUCCGAGGGUCUGUGGUGCCAGGAAAUUUGUAUCGUGGUUAGUACGAAGCGAUCCCGUAACCAGAAGUAGCCAAGUUAUGGUAUCGGAGCCAUUGAGAAGACACAACAGCCGUGUGGCUACGGAACCUUUUCUCAAUGGCAGUUCCAGCUCUUACGUCGAAGAAAUGUACAACGCCUGGCUACAAGAUCCACACAGUGUUCACAUAUCUUGGGACACAUUCUUCCGCAACAGCACGGCCGGGGCUGGGCCUGGUUCGGCUUACCAAGCUCCACCAUCUCUCGCUGGGAAUUUUAAUCAAGUUCCUCUGGGUUCCCUGCUACCGCUCGGCAGCGGAUCACAAAUUGGCCAAGCACCACUGAAUGAAAAAAUAAUCGACGACCAUCUGGCGGUACAAGCUAUCAUUCGCUCCUACCAGAUUCGUGGUCAUCAUAUCGCUAAAUUGGACCCACUGGGCAUCAACAGCGCCGAUCUCGAUGACAGGCAUCCCCAAGAGUUGCUCUAUAAUUAUUACUCAUUUGGAAAGAAUCCUCGUACUACUUACUCGCAAGAGCUUCGAUAUCGAGUAGCCGUUCUUACAGAAAAGGAAUCGGAUAUGGAUCGCGUAUUCAAGUUGCCGUCGACGACAUUCAUCGGGGGGAAAGAAAAAUCUCUGCCUCUGCGGGAAAUUCUCAAAAGAUUGGAGACUACGUACUGUCGGCACAUCGGAGUCGAAUUUAUGUUCAUCAAUUCCUUGGAGCAGUGCAAUUGGAUUCGCCAGAAGAUGGAAACACCCGAAAUCAUGGAAAUCGAUAAUGAUGAGAAGCGUUUGAUCCUUGCUCGAUUGUCUCGUGCCACGAUGUUCGAAGCAUUUUUGGCGCGCAAGUGGUCAUCGGAAAAGAGAUUUGGCUUGGAAGGUUGUGAAAUUCUGAUUCCCGCCAUGAAGCAGAUAAUUGAUAAAUCAACGGAACUCGGUGUCGAAUCGAUCGUCAUGGGAAUGCCUCAUCGAGGUCGUCUUAAUGUCUUGGCCAACGUCUGCCGCAAACCCCUGAAUCAAAUAUUUACCCAAUUCGCUGCUCUCGAAGCUGCGGACGACGGAUCUGGUGACGUAAAGUACCAUUUGGGUACGUACAUUGAGCGUCUGAACCGCGUGACGAAUAAGAACAUACGCUUGGCUGUCGUUGCAAAUCCAUCGCAUUUGGAGGCGGUUGAUCCCGUAGUUCAAGGCAAAACACGUGCAGAACAAUUUUAUCGCGGAGACGGCGAGGGCAAAAAGGUCAUGUCUAUUCUUCUUCACGGUGAUGCUGCCUUCUGCGGUCAAGGAGUCGUUUUCGAAACGAUGCACUUGUCGGAUCUGCCAGAUUACACAACUCAUGGGACCAUCCAUAUCGUCGUUAACAAUCAAAUUGGUUUCACCACUGAUCCGAGGCACUCGCGCUCGUCACCAUACUGUACAGAUGUUGCUCGUGUGGUAAAUGCCCCCAUUUUCCACGUGAACUCCGACGAUCCAGAAGCGGUCAUGCACGUGUGUAAGGUCGCCGCCGAGUGGAGAUCCACGUUCCACAAAGACGUCGUUAUCGAUCUCGUAUCUUACAGGCGGAACGGUCACAACGAGAUCGAUGAGCCAAUGUUUACCCAACCUCUGAUGUAUCGUAAGAUUAAGAAUACACCGCCUGCCAUUGAUCUUUAUGCUAAAAAACUCGUUGAUGAGGGCGUAGUUACUCAAGAAGAGGUCAAGAAAGUACACGAGAAGUAUGAAAAGAUUUGCGAGGAAGCGUAUACCAACGCUAAGCAAGAAACUCACAUCAAGUAUAAGGAUUGGCUGGACUCCCCAUGGUCUGGAUUCUUUGAAGGCAAAGACCCAUUGAAAUCUUCGCCGACGGGCAUUAAAGAGGACACGCUCGUUCAUAUUGGAAAGAAAUUUUCAUCGCCUCCCCCUAAUGCUGCCGAAUUUGUCAUUCACAAAGGUAUCGAACGUAUUCUCAAGGCUCGAAUGGAAAUGGUCGAGUCUCGACAAAUUGAUUGGGCUCUUGGAGAGGCCAUGGCAUUCGGUUCGUUACUUAAGGAAGGUAUUCACGUGAGACUGUCCGGUCAAGAUGUCGAGAGAGGAACAUUCUCCCAUAGACAUCACGUUCUGCAUCAUCAAACCGUUGACAAAGCGACGUAUCGGCCACUCUGCUAUCUCUAUCCGGAUCAAGCCCCCUACACAGUCUGCAACAGUUCCUUAUCGGAAUAUGGCGUUCUUGGAUUCGAGCUCGGUUACUCGAUGACGAAUCCCAAUGCUCUUGUAAUUUGGGAGGCGCAAUUCGGAGAUUUCAACAACACUGCUCAAUGCAUUAUCGAUCAGUUCAUUAGCAGUGGCCAAGCAAAAUGGGUACGACAGUCCGGCCUCGUUAUGUUACAGCCGCACGGUCUUGAAGGAAUGGGCCCCGAGCACUCAAGCGCUCGUCUCGAAAGAUUCCUGCAAAUGUCGGCAGACGAUCCGGACUAUUUCCCACCCGAGAGUGAAGAAUUCGCGGUACGACAGCUUCACGAUAUCAAUUGGAUCGUUGCCAAUUGCAGCACACCAGCCAAUCUUUUCCACAUCCUUCGUCGACAGAUUGCACUGCCUUUCCGUAAACCCCUCAUUAUCAUGACGCCAAAGUCGUUACUUCGCCACCCUGAGGCCCGUUCGAGCUUUGACUCGAUGCUGGAAGGAACUGAAUUCCAAAGAGUUAUUCCAGAGGAGGGUAUCGCGGCCCAAAGUCCCAAUAACGUUAAGCGACUUCUCUUCUGUUCCGGAAAGAUUUAUUACGACCUGAAGAAGGCGCGAGCUGAAAGAAAGCUGGAUGAUGGUGUAGGAAUCGUGAGGGUGGAACAGAUAACUCCGUUCCCCUAUGAUUUAAUAAAGAAAGAGGUAGCGAAAUACCCUAAUGCCGAAUUAGUUUGGGCCCAAGAGGAGCAUAAAAAUCAAGGAGCCUGGGGCUAUGUUCAGCCCAGAUUCCACACAGCUCUUAAUGGCUCUAGAAACGUUUCUAUCACGAGUGCAAAAGGUAAUGGUGGGGGAUGGUUCAGUAGCUGGUUCUCUUCGUCCAAAUCGUCAGAAACAACUACUGCUUCUGAAAGAAAUGUGACAGAACCAUCAAAACCAAAACCACAAACGCUUAGGUACGCUGGUCGUCCUGUCGCAGCGUCACCGGCCACCGGUAGUAAAAUGCAGCAUCUUAAAGAAUUGAAGCAACUGUUUGACGACUCUUUUAAUGUUUAAUUCUUCUUAGAUUUGUAUAAAACAAAAUUUAUUUAUUUUCCUCCGAUUCAACCCUAAUGUUAAUACGGUAAUCGCCCGCGCUAUAAAUAUUUAAAAAUCUUCGGUGAACUUUCAUUCUUAAAUAAUUCUCAUAGGGCCUUGGCAACUAGCAUUACGAGCGGUGCUAGUGAUGUUUUGAGCCAAUGUGAAACUCAACUAUUAACGAAAUCUACAUGAAAUAUUGGAAAAUCGUUGUUAGCUUUGUAACGAUAAUUAUCAAACUAUUACGAUAACGAGUCGAGUUUGUUUGAGUUGGCUUGAGUUUCUCAGUGGCUUUAAUAACCAAAGGCACACGAAACUGUAUUUUUCUGUUCAUACCUUUAAAAUCAAUUUCGUGAAAAUGUAAUAAAACUACUAUACUAAAGUAUUAUAUUAAAUUUAAACGCUGAGCUUGUAAGAUGAAUGCGCUUAAGCGUGCACACGAUUCCGUUACACUAGGAGAUUCUUCGCAUAACAUUGGACUUCAAUGUUGAAGAGAAAAAAAAAAGAAGUUUUUUCUAUAAAAUAGAAAAGAGAACUGCCAAUCGUUUUAACUUUUUAUAAUUGUUAUAUUUUGUAAAAAAUUUAAGCGAUUGGUUAAUCGUUGAGUGAGUGCUAUAACGGCGUUAGCCUAAAAAACGGUGGUAAAAAACACGUAUAAAUAUACAUACGCAUUUUGUGUGCGCAUGUAUGGCUAUAUGUAUGUGUAUAACGCGAUGGAGUAGCCGAUGAUAAUUGCAAUGUACGUUUUAAUAUUUAUUUAAUUUGAAUGAAAAACAAAAACAAAACAAAAAAAAAAACAAAAAAAAAAACGAGCUACUUCAUAUUGGAUACAGCAUAAUUUGCAAGGACAGUAUUUCAUUAUCACAAGUUCCUUAUAAUUUAUAAGGUAUUUUCGUUUAACAAUUAAACAGAUUAUUCCGAAGAUAAUAAUUGUCCCAGAUGAAGUGUAGAACGAAUCAUUUAUUAAUGAAACUAUGAGAAAUAUAAAGAAAUUGAAUGAAUAUGUGUAAUGGCGCUGCGACAGAGUUGUUUGUCAUUUCUGGCGGGAACUAGAUGUGAUUUAACAAGGGAGGUGGUCGAAUGUAAUUUUAAACCUGAUAUCCUCAGCGAUAAUUUAUUAAUAGAGAUUUUAUGUCCAAUAUGUUAUGUGCUUUUUUUCGUUACACGGUUAAAGUUAUAUAGAUCGUGUGCAAUACAUACUUAAGCAUACUAGUAUCAAAAAGUAGCUAAUGAUCAGUUGGUGAACGUUAAAUUAGGUAAUAAAUUAUAUUUUAUCGAUUAAGAAAAAUGAACAAAUUUACAUUGCACUUCAUUGUAGCAAAUUAAAUAUGCAAUUAAAUUAAAUCUUCCACCAGAUUAUUAUCCUCUUGGUGCUUAUUCUUUCGAGUAUCCCCUCAUUAUCCAUCCUGUGCCGUUGAAAAUGUCGGGAUCAAUGAAAAGUAAAUGUAAACUUCGUGUUAAUCCAUUUAUUUAUUAGGAAUCUUAUAAUAGUUUGAUUUCAAAUAGACUUAUAACAUAUGUACAUAAGUAUGCACGCGCACGAGUAUCAAUUUUUUUUUUCUUUUCCUUUUUGUUUCUUUACAACUAGAUUUUCCUCGUAGUUGCUUAACUCAUUUUAAAAGCAUUUUUAACAUCGUCUUAAGAAUUAAAGUUUUCAACGUUCAAUAAGUACAAGUUUCCUUAAGUACAAGAGAGCUAACACAAUGUUGCAGACUAUGUAAAAACGGAAGAAGCUAAAAAUUAGGCUUUCGUUGGGAAUAAAAAAAUAAGUUUGAUCUAGAGCGAUUUCACGUGUAAAAAUAAAAUCUCUGAUUUACAUUUUUUUUCUUUCUUUUUUUUUUAACAAUCGAUCCCAUAUUCUUUAUCAUGUACUAAAAAAUUUCGUGUAUAAUAUUUGAUUUGCUUGGGGGGGGGGGGGGGUUCUUGUUUAAUAAU
Messenger RNA from Ceratosolen solmsi marchali, 5458 nucleotides. RefSeq names its product oxoglutarate dehydrogenase Nc73EF (gene Nc73EF). The record is from RefSeq and is a predicted model, not a curated record. Bases 236 to 3502 code for a protein of 1088 amino acids. Gene Ontology annotation, molecular function: thiamine pyrophosphate binding; oxoglutarate dehydrogenase (succinyl-transferring) activity. Gene Ontology annotation, biological process: tricarboxylic acid cycle. Gene Ontology annotation, cellular component: mitochondrion; oxoglutarate dehydrogenase complex. NCBI's taxonomy places the organism in Eukaryota, Metazoa, Arthropoda, Insecta, Hymenoptera, Agaonidae. The transcript is spliced from 18 exons.